Messenger RNA from Cynocephalus volans (Philippine flying lemur), 1860 nucleotides. It is a transcript of the gene NHLRC1, whose product is annotated as NHL repeat containing E3 ubiquitin protein ligase 1. Gene Ontology annotation, biological process: negative regulation of translation; proteasome-mediated ubiquitin-dependent protein catabolic process; protein polyubiquitination. NCBI's taxonomy places the organism in Eukaryota, Metazoa, Chordata, Mammalia, Dermoptera, Cynocephalidae. Gene Ontology annotation, molecular function: translation repressor activity; ubiquitin protein ligase activity; protein binding. Gene Ontology annotation, cellular component: nucleus. The record is from RefSeq and is a predicted model, not a curated record. Bases 33 to 1220 code for a protein of 395 amino acids. The transcript has a single exon.
GGAGGCGCGGAGGGAGCUCCCAGGACCGUGCCAUGGGGGCCGAGGCCCCGGUGGGCGGGCCGGCGCUGCGGGAGCUGGUGCGCGAGGCCGAGACCAGCCUGCUGGAGUGCAAGGUGUGCUUUGAGAGGUUCGGCCACCGGCAGCAGCGGCGCCCGCGCAACCUGCCCUGCGGCCACGUGGUCUGCCUGGCCUGCGUGGCUGCCCUGGCGCACCCGCGGACGCUGGCCCUAGAGUGCCCUUUCUGCCGGCGAGCCUGCCGGGGCUGCGACACCAGCGACUGCCUGCCGGUGCUGCACCUGCUGGAGCUCCUGGGUUCUGCGCUUCGCCCGUCCCCGGCCGCCCACCGCGCCGUCCCCUGCGGGCCCGGGGCCCUCACUUGCCACCACUCCUUCGGCGGCUGGGGGACCCUGGUCAACCCCACCGGGCUGGCGCUGUGUCCCAAGACCGGGCGGGUCGUGGUGGUGCACGACGGCAGGAGGAGGGUCAAGAUCUUUGACUCCGGGGGAGGCUGUGCGCAUCAGUUUGGAGAGAAGGGGGACGCUGCCCAAGAUAUUAAGUACCCACUGGAUGUCACCGUAACCAGCGACUGUCACGUGAUUGUCACUGACGCUGGCGACCGCUCCAUCAAAGCGUUUGAUUUUUUUGGCCAGAUCAAGCUCGUCAUUGGAGGCCAGUUCUCCUUACCUUGGGGUGUAGAGACCACCCCUCAGAAUGGGGUUUUGGUAACUGAUGCGGAAGCAGGGUCCCUGCACCUCCUGGAAGUCGACUUCCCGGAAGGGGUCCUUCGGAGGACUGAAAAGUUGCAAGCUCAUCUGUGCAAUCCCCGAGGGGUGGCCGUGUCCUGGCUCACAGGGGCUGUUGCAGUCCUAGAGCACCCCCUGGCUCUGGGGACUGAGGCCUGCAGCACCAGGGUGAAGGUGUUUAGCUCAGGUAUGCAGCUUAUCGGCCAGGUGGAUACCUUUGGGCUGAGCCUCUUCUUCCCCUCCAAAAUAACUGCCUCUGCCGUGACCUUUGAUCACCAGGGGAAUGUGAUUGUUGCAGAUAACUCUGGUCCAUCUAUCCUGUGCUUAGGAAAACCUGAGGAGUUUCCAGUAGUGAGGCCCAUGGUCACUCAUGGUCUUUUCCAUCCUGUGGCUCUGACUUUCACCAAGGAGAAUUCUCUUCUUGUGCUGGAUACUGCAUCCCAUUCUGUAAAAGUCUAUAAAGUUGACUGGGGGUGAUAGGAUGUGGCAGGGAUCCUGAGGCCUGGAAUCAGAAGCCCUGGUGCUGCCACUAAUGAAUUGUUUAACCCUGGAUAAGUCACUUAAUCCCAUCCAGGCAGGCAAGGAUAAUUAUAACUGCCCACCUAACAAAGGUUGGGGCAAUUAUUAAAAAAUAAUAAUUAAAUCUACCAUUUACUGAAUGCAUACUUCCUAGGCUAAGAAAUUUUUAAAUAUUAGCUCAUUUAAUUCUUACUACCCAGUGAGUUAAUUUUUAUUAUUCUAAAAAUUUCUCAUUUUAGAGAUGAGAAAACUGAGACCUAGAGAGCUUAAGUGACUUCCCCAAGGACACACUUACUUACUAUGACAGUUAAAAUUUGAACUCAAUUCUGACUCCAAAACCCCUUUUUUUCAAAUAAGAUAACAGAUGUGAGAAAAAUAUUGUGAGCGUAUAUUGUUCCUAUGUGUACUCUUUACAAGUAGUUAAUUAUUUUCAUUAGAUACACUAAGCAAGGAGCCGAGUUUAGGAGCAAAAGGAUUUUGUGGUGAGUGUCAGUUUAGCUCAGUUGCAACUCCUCUGACGGUACAUUAGGUGAAAUUACUGUUGAUCCUAAUUACGUGAAUAAGAAAAACAAUUGAACUGCUUAUUAAAAAGGUAAAC